CUGCCCUCCACCCGCCGUCGAGAUGUUGCGCUGCGGCCUGGCCUGCGAGCGCUGCCGCUGGAUCCUGCCGCUGCUGCUGCUCUGCGCCAUCGUGUUCGACAUCAUCGCGCUGACCGGCCGCGGCUGGCUGCAGUCGAACACGCACGUGCAGACGGCCUAGCUGUGGUGGAAAUGCGCGGACGAGCAGGGCGGCACGGGGUCCGCCGCCGAGGGCUGCGAGAGCCUCAUGGACUACGCGUGGGGGCGAGCGGCGGUGGCCAUGCUGUUCUGCGGCUUCAUCAUCCUGAUCAUCUGCUUCAUCCUCUCCUUCGCCCUCUGCGGACCCCAGAUGCUGGUCUUCCUGAGAGUGAUCGGAGGCCUCCUUGCCCUGGCAGCUGUCUUCCAGAUCAUCUCCCUGGUCAUCUACCCUGUCAAGUACACCCAGACCUUCAACCUUCACGCCAGCCCUGCGGUCACUUACAUCUAUAACUGGGCCUAUGGCUUCGGCUGGGCAGCCACAAUUAUCCUGAUUGGCUGCGCCUUCUUCUGCUGCCUGCCCAACUACGAAGACGACCUGCUGGGUAAUGCCAAGCCCAGGUACUUCUACACCUCUGCCUGAGGCGGAAGGAGCGUGACAGGCUCGAGCCGAGGGCCGGGAGGAGGGGACCUGCAGGCCGCUGGCAUCUGUUUUAGCAGCGUUCGGAAGCCCCAGGCCUCUGGGACGCUCUUUCGGCAGUGUUCAUCGGGUUAAACUGGUUGGAAACGCUAAAGUAGUCUGGGAGAAAAUAUUCCUUAAAUUGUGUUAUAGUUUCAGAUUCCUCUAUAUUUUGUGGAAUUUACAAAAAGACACUUCUUUUUUGGUAGUUGCUUACAAAAUGCCAAUAUUUUUCCUAUGUCUGUUGAUAGCCUUUAUACCGCAUUUAUAAAAGAACAUGAACUUGAAAGGUAGAAAGAUGAAGGCUUCCAGGACGUAGCAAUCUGAUGCAGUUUGUGGUUUUUUCCCCUCAGAUAGAAAGGAUGUUUCUAUUAAGGGUUAAGGAGAAGAGGGAACUAUUGGUAAAAAU
Messenger RNA from Octodon degus (degu), 1043 nucleotides. Its product is annotated as p53 apoptosis effector related to PMP-22-like. The transcript has a single exon. Gene Ontology annotation, biological process: cell-cell adhesion. Gene Ontology annotation, cellular component: membrane; cell-cell junction. The record is from RefSeq and is a predicted model, not a curated record. NCBI's taxonomy places the organism in Eukaryota, Metazoa, Chordata, Mammalia, Rodentia, Octodontidae.